GUAGUGUGUUGAGAAUCAGAUUAUGUGAUUGUGAGAUUACCUUGAUUGUUUCUUUUUUUAGCUGGUGCUUGUUUACUUGUAUGAAGCAGGAGUAUUGAAGAUCUUACUUUGUUACUUCUUGAUUUGUUAAUUUUUUAUGAUUCCUUCGUUCUUACACAUUGAACGGAUAGACAAACGGACAGACAAACGGAUAAACACGCGUAUACCAUCCUACCACACUAUACUAUACCAUACCAUACCAAGCAACACCAUGUACCUUCUCCAGAUUUCCAUCUCCCUCCUCCUCCUCAUCUCCACAGCCGCAACCGCCCUUCCCCUCUCCACUCCCCUCAUCCCCCUCCUCGACACCCUCAUAAACAUAACCAUCACCGCCUCAACCCUCAACUCCGCACCUCCUACCGCUCUAACAACAACCACCCAUUCUUUAGAAUGCGCAGAUGUGAAUCAGGGAGCUCUGGUUUGUUGUCCGAGUAUUGUGGAUGGCGAUCAACCGGUUGUGGUGAUGGCGGCGAAGAUGUUUGGGUUUGUGUUGAAUGGGAAUAGUGUUAAUGGAGUUGGGUGUAGAACCAUCUAUAAUGGCGCGUAUUGCCCGGUGUUGGAACAUAGACUUUGUUGUCAGGUUACGGAUUUGAUGGUUUUACCACUUGUUAGUUUGGCGAUGUGGUGUCAUCGUGCGGAGGAACUCUGAUGUGAUGAAUGCGUCUUGAUGUGGAAAUGGGGGUUGAAUGAAUGAUAUAGUCAUCUGGAUGAAGCGGAGUCGAUUCAUAGUUUGAGAUGGGAUGGGCUGAGAUGGAAAAGGGGAGAGACGAAUUUUGAUGAAUAAUUGCUCAACCAAAUGAUUUUAGGCGGGAAAUAGCUGGAUCUUUACUACGUUUGCUUCGAAUGCAUAAGCAUAGAUAUCUUAUGGGGUUUAUAUUGUGGAAGGCUAACAGAUUCAUUGCUGAAGACUUAUUAAACAAUGAGAAUUUUUGUUUGCA
Messenger RNA from Botrytis cinerea B05.10, 977 nucleotides. RefSeq names its product Bhl1 (gene Bhl1). NCBI's taxonomy places the organism in Eukaryota, Fungi, Ascomycota, Leotiomycetes, Helotiales, Sclerotiniaceae. The transcript has 4 exons. The record is from RefSeq and is a predicted model, not a curated record. The coding region runs from base 251 to 688 and encodes 145 amino acids.